Molecule: messenger RNA, 252 nt
Organism: Protopolystoma xenopodis
Lineage: Eukaryota; Metazoa; Platyhelminthes; Monogenea; Polystomatidea; Polystomatidae
Source: the annotation of a GenBank genome assembly
AUGUGUCUAACUCGAACCUGUACCUUAAUCGUGCCAGGGCCGUUUUUGCCGUAUGCAGUAAGCAAUAUCUGUGAUGAGUGGAGAAUGGAAUUUUUGAAGAAAUCUGGUAUUCUCUUUCAUUUGUUGCAGACAUGUGUAUAUACAGCACAUAUAUGGAGGAAUGAGGAAGGGACGCCAGAGGAGGAUGGAAGAAACCAGACGAACCGAGACGAUGCUCUUUCCGGCAUAGCCGGACAUAGAGAAGAGCGGUAG